Molecule: messenger RNA, 345 nt
Organism: Penicillium subrubescens
Lineage: Eukaryota; Fungi; Ascomycota; Eurotiomycetes; Eurotiales; Aspergillaceae
Exons: 2
Coding region: 1-345 (114 amino acids)
Source: RefSeq, a predicted model, not a curated record
AUGUGGCUGCUCCGUGGAUCGUGUGUCACAUCAAGGUGCGCCUUCGUCAAUGGAUGCUUGCCCCUUGUUAUCGGCUCUGGCAAAACUGAGGGGCCAUUCGUUAACUACGACAAGUUCUCGAGUUGCCCCGUCCACCUUAAGGACUUCCAGCUUCGAGUGUCAAUCGACGCAGCCCAGAUUAUAGGAAAGAGACUGAGAAAUGGCGAAGUCUACACGCCCACCGAAGGCACAGGCUGGAUCACCACCAGAGAGGUGUGGAAGCUUAUCGGCAGCCUCAAGGAUAUUAUUCACCGCCAAACCAGUCUCAUCAACUACGUCGUCGUAAGUCUCUUCCUGAUCAUCUAA